This is a messenger RNA of Capsaspora owczarzaki ATCC 30864, 1346 nucleotides long. RefSeq names its product acetyl-CoA acetyltransferase. Lineage: Eukaryota; Filasterea; Ministeriida; Capsasporidae. Gene Ontology annotation, molecular function: acetyl-CoA C-acetyltransferase activity. The record is from RefSeq and is a predicted model, not a curated record. The transcript has 7 exons. Gene Ontology annotation, biological process: fatty acid beta-oxidation. The coding region runs from base 72 to 1295 and encodes 407 amino acids.
GUCUCAGUCUUUUUUUUUGAAUUGAACAAGUCUGAGCUCGUCAAACCGCACAGCCCCCAUUCUGUUCAACCAUGCUCGCUUCAACUGCUCGCUGCUUCUCGUCAACGGCCGCCGCCGCCUCCAAGAACGUCUACAUUGCCAGCUACGCUCGCACCCCGAUCGGCUCCUUCCGCGCCUCCCUCGCUGCCGUCCCUGCGAGCCAACUCGGCGCCACUGCCAUCAAGGGCGCCGUCGAGCGCAGCGGCCUCAAGCCCAACCAAGUCGAUGAUGUCUACAUGGGCAACGUUAUUUCCGCUGCUGCUGGUCAGGCUCCUGCGUCCCAGGCUUCCAUUUUCGCCGGCCUGCCCGCGACCGUGCCAUGCACCACUGUCAACAAGGUUUGCUCGUCGGGCAUGAAGACUGUCAUGCUCGCGGCUGGCACCAUCGCUCUUGGCCACAACAACGUCGUUGUUGCCGGUGGCAUGGAGAGCAUGUCCCAGGUUCCGUACUACCUGUCUCGCGCCAACUCUGGCUACGGCAACCAAAACUUGGAGGAUGGCAUUCUCAAGGACGGUCUGACUGACGUGUACCACAAGAUUCACAUGGGCAACUGCGCCGAAGACACUGCUGCCAAGCAGAACAUCACCCGCGAACAGCAAGACGAGUUUGGCAUCCUGUCCUACAAGCGCUCGGCUGCCGCUCAUGAGCGUGGCGACUUGAAGAAGGAAAUCGUCCCCGUCGUCAUCACUGACAAGCGUGGCAAGUCCGUCACUGUCGCCGAGGAUGAAGAGUUCCGCCGCGUCGACUUUGCCAAGUUCAAGGACCUGAAGCCUGCCUUCCAGAAGGACGGCACGGUGACUGCGGGCAACGCAAGCACCUUGAACGACGGCGCUGCUGCUCUUGUGCUCGUUGGCGAGGAGGCCGUGUCCAAGCUCUCUGGAAAGCCACUUGCUCGCGUUGUUGGCUGGGCCGACGCUCAGCGCCCUUCGAUCGAGUUCCCCAUCGCUCCCGUCGACGCCGUGAAGAAGCUCCUUGCUAACGCGAACGUCAAGAUCUCUGACGUUGCUCUGUGGGAGUUUAACGAGGCCUUCUCGGCCGUCGUCCUCGCCAACGCAAAGAUUCUCGGCCUGGACAUUGCCAAGGUCAACGUGAACGGCGGCGCCGUCUCUCUUGGCCACCCUAUUGGCGCUUCUGGCGCUCGCAUUGUGGGCACCCUUGCCUACCAGCUCCAGGCCCACCCCUCCGGCACCUACGGUGUUGCUGCCAUCUGCAACGGCGGCGGCGGCGCUUCUGCUGUUCUUCUCCAGCGCCUGUAACCUCUGAUGGCGCCCAUCGAAAAGUAACUAAAUAAAAAAAAUGAAACACCA